Messenger RNA from Triticum turgidum subsp. durum (durum wheat), 999 nucleotides. The record is from the annotation of a GenBank genome assembly. Lineage: Eukaryota; Viridiplantae; Streptophyta; Magnoliopsida; Poales; Poaceae.
AUGGAGCAGCACUUCGUUCAUUUCGGUGCCACCACCACGCCUCCUCCUCCUCAACCCAAACCCAAAGCUUCACCGCCACUCUGCUACCACACUUCAUCACCGACCUUGGCCGACGACUACCACACCUCCUCACCCAUGUCGUCGGCCUUCGACAUGGGUGACACCGACGACAUGCACCUCCUCAACACCCUCCUCCUGCACAUACAGACGGGCAGCGCUUCUUCUCACGUGGAACCUGCCCGUUACUCCUUGGACCUGGAAUUGGACAUGGAGCCAUCUUCCUCUUCAACCAGCUCCUCCUCCUCCUACUCCUCCUCCGAGCAGCAGCAGAAGCAUCACGGGAUGCCCACCACCGCAGGACAGAGCCCAUCCAAUCGCCGUGCAUCGCAGCAGCAGCAGCCACACCCCGCGCCGGCGGCCACCAAGGGCCUCAUCGGCGUGCGCAAGCGGCCGUGGGGCAAGUUCGCCGCCGAGAUCAGGGACUCCACCCGCAAGGGCGCCCGCGUCUGGCUCGGCACCUUCAACACCCCUGAGGCGGCCGCCAUGGCCUACGACCAGGCCGCCUUCUCCGUGCGGGGCGCCGCCGCGGUGCUCAACUACCCCGUCGACCGUGUCCAGGAGUCGCUCCGCACCCUCGCGCUCCGUCCCGACGUGCCGGGAGGCUCCCCUGUGCUGGCCCUAAAGCGCCGUCACUCCAUCCGCAAGCGCUCCCCCAACAAGGCCAAGAAGACGGCGCUAGAGCCCACCAACACCAAGAUGAUGGAGCAGUCGGCCGCAGCCAUGCCGGCGCAACAGCAGCUGCUGCCAGUACAGUCCGCGGGCGUGGUGGAGCUGGAGGACCUGGGCGCGGACUACCUGGAGGAGCUGCUCCGGGUGUCCGACGAGCCGUCCGCGUCGUCCACCAUGCUGAUGGGGGCCUUUGAUCAUCAUCACCAUCACUAUGUCGACGACCAAUCCGCGCUGGCCAGCACGGCGCCGAUGCUGUUCCCCCAUUGCUAG